CUCUGUGGCGCGCGGCCGGAGCGGCUGCGUCUGUGCCGCGAGGCGGGUUGGAGGCGGCGGGAAGCGCGCGGCGGCCGGCAGACUCCCCGCGGGGCCUGACUGCAUGCUAACCGACCGCCUCUUUGCCUUCCAAACCCGGCGGUGCGACGCCGCUUUGAGCGGAAACGACUCCCGCUGAGCGCCGCGGAACGUUCCCUAAAUGAACCGGACCGAAACGGCGCGAUAAAUCACGACGGGACGCCCCCUCCCCCUCCCCGGAACAGCCGCUCGCUUCAGGCCGAACGUCUCCACAGAAAGCUGCGGCUCCAGGUUCAAGUGAACGUAGGCCACUCCAGGAUGCAGCCGCCUUUGUUCCAGCCGACCUGCAGUUCUCCUGGAGGCAUCUGAUUCAUCAAACAUGAUGAAGACCGAGCCCCCGGCGGCCACCGGCGGGAACGGGACCUCUGCUGGGAGUGGUGGCAGUUCCACGCUGAGGAGUCCGUCCCCCCACCGCAACGCCUACGAGGCGGGGCUGGCUGCGCUGAAGAAAGCCACGGACCACCUCAACAACGCUGCUAACGGAGGCGCCAACCCGUCUUCAAAACCCGCUCUCAUGCCCCGCCCCAACGGGAGGGGCCGGAAGUAUGGCUCAAACGUUCACCGCAUCAAGAACAUGUUCAUGCAGAUGCAGUCUCCCGGGGAUGAAGAGGACGGGUCCAAAGUGAUCGGGAAGGACGAGCCCCCCAAGCUGUCCCUUCCUAAAGGCCUGAGUGAGAAUGUCGACCACAGCGCCUUGCCGGACCUCGGGAGUUCUGUCUCAGAACGGGUGAACCGCUUCGACUCCAAGCGGGGUGGAGAAGGUGGAGGUUCCUCUUUGGGUUUCUCCAAACUCCAGGAGACCAGAAGGAUCUUCGAGCAGCGGACUCUGCAGGAGAAGCAAGCUGCCACCAACCGCAUCCUGCUGAAGAAGGAGCGCGCCUCCGGCUUCCAGGACAGCCGUCUGGACGUGGUGGCCCGUUUCAACGGCUCCACAGAAGCUCUGGACCGGUUAGAGGAUCCUCCCACUUCUGUGGCGGUGUCCGUCUCCUCUGCGGGGGCAGCGGCGGCCAGGCCUGGCGACGCCGUCAGCCCCACUGUGAGCCAGCUGAGUGCCGUGUUUGAGAAGAGCGAACAGCAGAACAACCUCUACCUCCAGAAACGCCGCUCGGCCCCCGCACUGGCGCCAAAGCCCAAACUUCCAGUCAGAGCAGACGGUGCAGAGAGGAAGACAAGGGCCCCCCCAAAAGGGAAAGAGUCCAAGGAGGAGACAAUCGCAGGAGAGAGGGGGUCGCUGGCAGAGGAAGCAUCGGAAUCAGAAGCUUCUCAGAGGAGUAAACCUCAGGAGAACGCAUCGCCAGGAGAUCAGCCCCUCACCUCCUCCUCCGUGACUGUCCUGUCCUCCUCUUCAUCAUCUGGGUCUAAACCGGGCUCAGGACCCCAGCAGGCUGAGAGCGCAUCAGAGGGAGCGGCGGCCCCAGGAGAGGAGGACGGCGGGAGCAGGGAGCCUGAAACUGGGGGCAGUUUGGUGCAGGCGGAGGUCCACGCUUCUCUGGAAAACGGGGAGAAGGAGCCCCCACCUUCCUCUACCUCAUUGGACGAGAAACAAGCAGACAAUGAGUGGAAAGAGGAGGAAGAGGACGACGAAGACGGCUCGAAAAAGGAGGAUUACUCUGAGGGAGAUCUGGUGGACGUCAGCGCCUACAGCGGGCUCGGGGAGGAAGACUCCGGGGGAAGCCAGCUGGACGAGGACGAGGAAGACGAAGAGGACGAGGAAGCAUAUCACCCGGAGAGCAGUUGCUCUGAAAUGCCGGGCCUCCCCGAGGAAGAGGAGCCGCCGCCGCCCAAUAGGAAGAUCCGGUUCAGCACUGGACCAAUCAAGGUCUUCACCACCUACUCCAACGAAGACUACGACCGUCGCAAUGACGAUGUGGACCCCAUGGCGGCGUCGGCGGAGUACGAGCUGGAGAAGCGCGUGGAGAAGCUGGAGCUGUUCCCCGUGGAGCUGGAGAAAGACAGCGACGGCCUGGGCAUCAGCAUCAUCGGCAUGGGGGCGGGGGCCGACAUGGGCCUGGAGAAGCUGGGCAUCUUCGUGAAGACCGUCACCGAGGGGGGAGCUGCACACCGAGACGGCAGGAUCCAGGUGAAUGAUCUGAUCGUGGAGGUAGACGGGACCAGCCUGGUCGGCGUCACUCAGAGCUUCGCCGCGUCUGUCCUGCGGAACACCUCGGGAACAGUCAAGUUCGUGAUUGGCCGGGAGAAGCCGGGGGAGCAGAGCGAGGUGGCGCAGCUGAUCCAGCAGACCCUGGAGCAGGAGCGAUGGCAGAGGGAGAUGAUGGAGCAGAGAUACAAACAGUACACGGACGAAGACGAGGAGACGGGCGAGUACGCCACAGACGAGGACGAGGAGAUGAGUCCGAUGUUCCCCAACUCCAUCGAGGUGUUCGACCUGGCGGAGCAUCAGGACUCUCUGUCUCCGGUGGAGCUGGACCCUGAGAAACUGGCCCACAAGUACAAGGAGCUGCAGAUCAAACACGCCGUCACCCAGGCAGAGGUGCAGCUGCUGAAGAGGAAGCUAGCUCACGCGGAGCAGGAUAAGCUGCGCUGGCGGAUGGAGCGCGCUCAGCUGGAGCAGAACAUCCGAGACAGCAAAGAGAGGAUGGAGAAGCUGGAGAGCUACUGGAUGGAGGCGCAGUCGCUGUGCAAGGCCGUGGACGAGCACCUGAAGGAGACGCAGGCUCAGUACCAGACUCUGGAGAGGAAGUACAGCAAAGCCAAGAGAAUGAUCAAAGAGUACCAGCAGAAGGAGGCGGAGCAUCUGCAGAAGGAGGCGGCUCAGCGCCAGGCGCAGGAGGAGAGCGAGGCCUCGCACAAGGAGGAGACGGACAACCUGCAGGAGAAGAUAUCUGACUUGGAGACCAAAGUGGAUGCCUUGAAAACCCCCCAACCGUCCUAGACUGCUGCUGUUUCCGGUCAGAGACUGGACGAGGACGAGGAGCUGGGCCUUCGUUUCUACCAGAGCUGUAUUCACGUUCAGUCAUUGGCUCACCUCUGCAGCAGGAGGAGAGGAGGGACAGCAGACUGGAAGGAGAAGCUUCCUCCUCGUGUGUCUUCCUGCUGCUCACUGCAGAGCCCACAGCUGACUCCAUUAGAGGAUUCAUUUGUUCCUCCCGUCGCCCGUUUCUGACCAGGUUCUGUUUGUCACCUUUUUCCCCACAAAGCGCUUUUCUUACAGAGGCUCGUCACAAAGUGCUUUACGGAGCGACAGGGUGGAGCAACGCUGAAGCAGAGGGGGCGUGGCUGGAGGCGCUGACCCUCCUCUCUUUUCCUGGAACAAAAGCGGAUUCUGUGAUUCUUUUUUUUUGUUUUCAAACAAGUGCUAGCCGGCUCAAAGGAGGCGGCGUUUGGGUCAGAACCUCCUGAAAAAUGUGGAAAAAACAAACUUCUGAUCCAGAACUGGAGGUGCAGAGAACUCUCAGACAUUCUUUCAGGUUGAAGCGUGUUGUAAAUACCCUCCACAUGUAUUCCUGGCGGUCCGAUCCUCAUUCAGAGAGGUGGUUCAGCCCUGGUUUUCCUGGUUUCCGGGUUUUUGUAAGAUUUCUGAGCCGGACACUCGUUCGCUGAUUCCAAACCCCUACAGUCAAACUCCCCAAAACCAGAAAUUACUUUGAUUUAAAGGUUUGUUUGGAGAUAAUCUGUGACACAAACAGGUGGUUGAUCUUUGCCUUGUCGUCUCAAGCGGUUAACGUAUGCAUGAGCAUGGCCCAAAGGGUGCAGAAACAUUGUGUUCAAAGGGUUCACAAAUUUAAAUUCUAAAACCUGCUCUGCAAUGGCAGCUCUGGCCUCAUGUAAUCUGCAGCAAAGGUUCAUGGCACUAAUCUGGAGAUAGAAACCUGGAUUAGGACCACAAAAAGUCAAAAAAAAAAAACAAUUAGAACGUUAUAUGCAACUAAAAAUGCAAUUUGUCGACUACUACUGAACAACGGAAUUCCACCAAAUGUACAGAAAGUUUAUUGUUUAAUGUAAAACAAAUUUAAUUUUAGAUUAGAAAUUUGUUUUAAAGCAGUUUUAAUCUGCAUGUUAAUCCAAAAAGGGAGUUUUUAUUUUUUUAUUUAUGCCGUUUCCAUGAGAUCAUACGGUUAUUCUCUCAACAAAUCAACGUUGAAUUUGAGGUUCUAUUCAUCAGACCUACAGGGUCUUUUCCAGCACUUUCCGAGCCAUUCGACCCCCCGCUCAGUUUUCAGAAGAUCAGGCAAGAGCACGAUGAUGGGAAAACAUGGAGCUCAUUUUGGAGGAGCACCAAAGACCCGGUCCCAGAGCGGAAGACAGCUCCUCACUCAUAGGAGGAAACGACCAACACCUCCACACCUGCCUGUUCCCCCCAGAGGAAAGUACACCUGAGGAGAUGCUUUCAGAGUCCAGCAGGUUCCUGAGAGGUUCCUCUAACCGAGACAAAGCUCCAUGAGCUCCAGAUCUGUUUUAAAGAUUAUGAAGCCUCUGAAGCUUCUGAAGCUUUUCAAGUCUCUGAAGCUUACAGAGCUUUGAAAGCUUCUGAAGCUUAUAAAGCUUUUGAAGCUCCUAAAGCUUACAAAGCUUCUGAAGCUUGUGAAAGGUUUGAAGCCUUUGAAGAUUACACAGCUUCUGAAGCCGCAGAAGCUCACAAAGCUUUUGAAGCCUCUAAAGCUUACAAAGCUUUUAAAGCCUCUGAAGCUUACGAAGCUUCCAAAGUUUUUGAAGUCUCUUAAGCUUAUGAAAGGUCUGAAGCCUUUGAAGCUCACACAGCUUUUGAAGAAGCCUCUGAAGCUUAUGAAGCUUCUGAAACUCACAAAGUUUUUGAAGCCUCUGAAACUUUUGAAGGUUUUCGUUUAUUCAGGUCUUGAAGUUGAGUCAUGGUUCUGGAUUUAUGGAAACUUCAGGAAACAGGAAAUUCAGACGCCAACUUUAAGACAUCUACAAUAAAAAGUCCUUUGAAAUAAAAACAUUCAUGUGACCUCCUGACAAAGUCUUCAGGAUCAAUUUUAGAAGAAGUCUCAUUGGUGUCUGUAGAUCUGAAAAACACUUUUUAGCUUAACCAAAAGUAGAAACUUCCCUUGAAUCAUGUUACCACUUAUUUAAAUAAAAUAGUUGCUUAAUUGAAAUUAUUACUUUAAAUAAACAACAUUUUGUUUUCAAUUGUCAACUUUAAAUCCCAAAUCACUAAACCUCUGAAUGCCUAAACCUAAAAAAACUCCACUCUCCACUAAGCUAGCAAGUGCCGACAUUUUGCAGGACUUCUUAGCUACUAAAAAAAUACACAUUUUGUCACCUUUAGACCUUAUUGGAGAAAACAAAGUAAAUGUGACACCCAUACGCACAAGACAUUUCAGCUUUAUACAUUUUUUUUCUUCGCUUAAUUAGCUUGUACAGCUAGCAAUGCUAGCAUUAGCAGCUUCCAGAAAAUGGCAGCUGCUGCUGUUCCGAUCAGUAUUCUGUCUGUUGCUGCUAGCGUCUGUGCUAGCUAAGCCUUCUGUUGGUGCAGCACCUUAGCGUUCUGGAAAAGUGUUAGCAUGUAGACGCACUCUGCAUUUCUGGCGUGAGGUGUCAGUAUUAUGGCUUCCAGACUUCAGUCGGGUCAAACAGGAGCGAGUCAGACGGCUUCCCGCCUCAUCCACAGGACAGUCUGCUCCAAAUAUCAGUUUUUGGGAUUUUUUUUUUACUAAAUGCAAUAAGUUUCCGCAAACGUUUUUGCUAAUUUUUCAAAUUCCAGAAAAGACUCAUUGUUUUGACAUGUUCCUGCAGGUUUAAAGGAUGUUAUUUAUGGCAGAAUGGUGCUCAGGAACAUGGAUGGACAGCCGCGGCUUGCUGGCAAGCUCUUAUUUAGUCAUGUUUCUAGAAACUCAAAUUAGCCUGUUUUUGCUGUAAACCACCACAAACAGAAUAUUUAGUUAGUCCAUUUUCUGGAAAAACAUGUUUUGAUUGUAAAUAUAUAUCGUCAACCCAACUAAUUUCAAUAAUCCAACAUUUGUUGAGUAAAUCAGUUCUACAAAAGUUGCACUUACUGACUUUACUGUGUAUUUGAUCUGUAUUCUGAUCUGCAGGAAAUGUUGUUUUUUUGUGUAUUUUCUCACAAACAAGAAUGUUACUCUUUGUUUUUUUAAACCCCAGUUUGAUCGACAAGGAGAAAUGCCAUAUUAGAUUUAUUUCCUGUAAAACGAAUGAAUUUUUAGAAGUGUUUUGUCCCAAAAGUGUUGACGAAAAUGCUCCUACAGAGUUAUUCUUUCUUUCCUUCUUUCUGUAUGGAAUGUAAAUCAGCCAUAAGCAGCUCUCUGAGUGUUCAUUUUCAUGUGGAAAUUAUGUGAACGCGCCAACACUUAUCGUUUCACCAAAUUGAAUUCUGGUCACUCUCAGCUCAGCAGGUGAUCGGUUUGCCUUCUUCUUAGUUAACGUGCUGCUUCUGCCUCUACAAAGCCUUCUGUGUGUCUGCCCGCCCCUCAUGUCUGCAGUACAACAAUAAAACCAGGCUGUGGACCAGCGUCUGUUUGAUUCG
Oryzias melastigma (Indian medaka) is the source of this 6541-nucleotide messenger RNA. Its product is annotated as neurabin-2. Gene Ontology annotation, molecular function: actin filament binding. NCBI's taxonomy places the organism in Eukaryota, Metazoa, Chordata, Actinopteri, Beloniformes, Adrianichthyidae. The record is from RefSeq and is a predicted model, not a curated record. The transcript is spliced from 15 exons. The coding region runs from base 398 to 2971 and encodes 857 amino acids. Gene Ontology annotation, cellular component: actin cytoskeleton; cytoplasm; postsynaptic density. Gene Ontology annotation, biological process: actin filament organization; neuron projection development; calcium-mediated signaling.